Oppiella nova is the source of this 771-nucleotide messenger RNA. NCBI's taxonomy places the organism in Eukaryota, Metazoa, Arthropoda, Arachnida, Sarcoptiformes, Oppiidae. The record is from the annotation of a GenBank genome assembly.
AUGACCUCGCACGAUGAGGCGGUAGAAAGUUGCAAAUUCGCCAAAACGGGUGACAACGACCCUGUACCUACACUAGUAUCCAUAGACACCCUUGAUGAGCAGGAAUUCCUAAACAAAAACAUAUUUAAUCAACCUGGCAUCGUGGACAGUAUUUGGAUCGGGGCAAAACGUGGUAACCUAAGCACCUUUGUGUGGGACGAUGGCACCGGUAUUGACUAUGACAACUGGGCCGAGCAUAUGCCGUCUAACGAUAAUAAAGAAAUUGCCGAUUUGCAAGCUAAUACCGUUCCCAUCAAUUUCAUCUACGUACAAUUGGGCGGUCAAAAACGCCCACAAGAAUUGUGGCCUAUGUACAAGUGGGCAGAGAUUACUAGUAAUUACCAUGGUCGAUUUUUUAGAGCUGAGUAUGCCGGUUUGAGUGAACCAUUCGGUUACGCGCAGGGAGCUAGCACAAAAAGGCUAGUCUCGGUUACCCAGGAGAACUGUCAUUAUGAGCAAAGCGAUUACGAGUCAAUUGAACUAAUACCGGGCAAGGAAAGCAUAUAUUUGCUAACUGGGCAGCGUAUUAAAAAAGAUAAUACGGGUCUUCAAUUUAAAAUAUCCGACGACGAAAUUAAGCCAGAUAAUGAAGCUAUACGCAUUUUCCAACGAAUUCCUUGAUCAUAUUUAUUUAUAUAUAUAUAUAUCAUACAGUAUGUAACAUGUAAUAAUUAUUUGGCGUGUCGUUGAUUAUAACAAUAAUAUUAAAUUUAAAUAAGCUUAUUUUUAAAA